UGACACCAUAUCCUGGCUAAGAUACUCAGGUGAAGUUUAACCCAUUUUAAAAAAUGUAUCGAAAAGUUUUUGAAGAAUACAAGUAAGCGCCAAAGAAGAUAUUCGAUAAUUGAAAAGAUCGAAGUUAUACAUUCCAAGAACCGAAGAGCAAAAAUAAAUAACUUGAACACUAUGGAGGAGGCUUCUCUGAAGAAAUCAACUAGCUCCAAAUGUUCCUCUCUUCAUCCUCAGGGACCUGCAUGUGGCAGUAGAGGAGGAGAGUCACAGGCUGCAACAAUAGUGAAGUUGCCCAAUGGCCAGAUAAUGCAAGUACAAAGAGUUAUUCAGACACCACAAUCAACUGUCAUCCAGUCCCCACAGAUUCAGAAACCCCAGCUCGAGGAUGCACAGCGUGGUAAAGAUGUUUCAGGUUCUAAGACGCGACGAGAAAACGUCUCUCGUAGGGCUCCUUACAGAAAAGUCAACAACUUGGCAUCCGACAUCCACUCAGUGCCUAAAAUUGAAGAUAAGGCAGAAGACGGUGAUAAUUCUGGUGUACCAGCAAUUCCUUUGCAGACAUCCAUCUUUCAGACCAGCACUGGCCAGUACAUUGCUUUCACCCAAGGAGGUUCCAUCCAAAUCACAAAUGCUGCAGGAGAGGGAUUGCAGGGACUACAGACUCUGACCAUGCCCCCUUCAGGUGCACCUCAGUCUGGGCCACCCAUGGUACCUUAUGGCACACAGUCAGGGGAUGGGACCCCACAAUACUACAUGCCAGGCAGCAAGAUGAUGGUACAAGCUGCCACUGGUGAUAUAUCAGCAUACCAGAUUCGCACCCCUGCACCCAGUCUGCCUCAAGGGGUGAUGAUGUCUGGGUCCUCCAGCUCCAUGCAUAGCCCCCAGCAGCACACUGAAGAGGCCACUCGCAAAAGGGAGCUGCGCUUGUUGAAGAAUAGGGAGGCUGCAAAGGAGUGCAGGCGGAGGAAGAGGGAAUAUGUACGCUGCCUGGAGAGCAGGCUGUCUCUGCUGGAGGUGCAGAAUAAGAAGCUGCUAGAAGAGCUCCAGUACUUGAAGGACAUCUACAGUGUCAAGUCAAACUAAGACGUUCUUCAGAGUCUACUUGCCAGCAAUAAGGAACAAACGGAGGAAAAUCACAAUGCUGCUUUGACUACUUUGCCUUUUCUCCAUUUUCACUGUUACAUUCCUCU
Messenger RNA from Sardina pilchardus (European sardine), 1187 nucleotides. RefSeq names its product cAMP-responsive element modulator-like. The record is from RefSeq and is a predicted model, not a curated record. NCBI's taxonomy places the organism in Eukaryota, Metazoa, Chordata, Actinopteri, Clupeiformes, Clupeidae. The transcript is spliced from 8 exons. Gene Ontology annotation, molecular function: RNA polymerase II cis-regulatory region sequence-specific DNA binding; DNA-binding transcription factor activity, RNA polymerase II-specific. Gene Ontology annotation, cellular component: nucleus; ATF4-CREB1 transcription factor complex. The coding region runs from base 172 to 1080 and encodes 302 amino acids. Gene Ontology annotation, biological process: regulation of transcription by RNA polymerase II.